Grammomys surdaster is the source of this 771-nucleotide messenger RNA. RefSeq names its product SAYSVFN motif domain containing 1 (gene Saysd1). The coding region runs from base 38 to 574 and encodes 178 amino acids. The transcript has 2 exons. The record is from RefSeq and is a predicted model, not a curated record. NCBI's taxonomy places the organism in Eukaryota, Metazoa, Chordata, Mammalia, Rodentia, Muridae.
GCCCGGGCACACGCCAGAGAGCGGGCGGUCGCUCGCCAUGGAACAGCGGUUAGCGGAGUUCCGGGAGGCCCGCAAACGGGCCAGUCUGUUAGCCCAGCCCUCCACGUCGAGCCAAAGCGUGCAGACCUCCGGAGCGGAGGCGGAGCCAGCGGCGGCGACCCCACAGACAGGCACGGGCUGGCUAAGACGCUUCCUGAAGUGGAAAACAAGCCCCGCCCCAGCGGUGGCUCAGCCCAACCAGCCUCAGGAAGCAGGCCAGCAGCCCUGCCAGAGCACAGCAGUCCCUCUGCCUUCCUCCUGCCGCCAGUCUUUCCUGACUAACAUCACCUUCUUGAAGGUUCUCCUCUGGUUGGUCCUGCUGGGUCUGUUUGUGGAACUGGAAUUUGGCCUGGCUUAUUUUGUCCUGUCCAUGUUCUAUUGGAUGUACGUAGGGACUCGGAGUCCCGAGGAGAAGAAAGAAGGAGAGAAGAGCGCCUACUCUGUGUUCAACCCGGGCUGUGAAGCCAUCCAGGGCACCCUGACUGCUGAGCAGCUGGAGCGAGAGUUACAGCUCAGACCCCCACAGGAGAGGUAGGACCAGCCCCAGCUGGCCCUCCUGUCCUUGAACAUGGACUUAGAGGACAAAGGACAGCUUGCAGGGUGGUCACAUUCUUCACUUUUCCCCUGAUCUGCUGCAGUUUCAUCUUGGAACUCCUCUUUGAUUUAGGUGAAAUUUUCGAAAGGACACUCAGGGCGGGGCUGAUGCAGUAUAUAAAAGCCAUAUAAGAAAGA